AUGGUCGUCGCGUCGCUCCUGCUCUUGAGCGCUGUCCCCUUCGCCGUUGCCUAUCCCUGGGCAGCCCAGUCGGCUUCUUCCUUUGCAGGCGCAACGAGCACGGAUGUCUUCCCGCCCCCCGGCGCGACAAUCACAGCGGACGAGACGUACUUCCCGGAUGCCGAGCAGGUCGGCUUCGCCGGCCCAACGCCCACUGGCGCGGAGCCUGAGGCCAUUCAGACUGCCCCGGUCGCACCGGUCAAGACAGACAUCUAUCCUUUGGUCAGCCCACACACAACUCCCGGGUUUAACCCUCUGCGCUAUUGGGGAAAUCUCUCACCGUGGUCCUCGGUCGGCGGCGCAUUCGGCCUCCCGGACGCGUCCCCCCAGAUCCCAGUCGGCUGCGAGCUCACGCAGGUGCACAUUCUGCAACGCCACGGCGCACGGUACCCCUCGGGUGGGGACCCGAAUGUACUGGCCGGCGCACUGCAGGCUGCGGUCGUCAAUGGCACGGGUUUCACUGCGAAGGGACCCCUGGAGUUCUUGAAUACAUGGACAUAUAAACUCGGUGCCGAGAUCCUGACACCAUUUGGGAGGCAGCAACUGUAUGAUCUGGGAGUGGCUGCGAGGGUGAAGUAUGGGGAGCUGCUGAAUGGAUUCACGUCGCUUCCUGUGUUCCGGACGACGUCUGAAUCCCGGAUGGUUCAAUCUGCCCUGAACUGGGCCGCUGGCUUCUUUGGCGUGGAGCACUACGAAUCGUCCUAUCACCAACUCAUCAUCAUUGAGGAUGAGGGCUACAACAACACGCUCGCACCGAUAACUUGCACCGGCCCGGCGGACAACUGGUACUUCAGCAACUGGACGCAGAUUUACCUGAAGAAUACCGUAAAGCGCCUACAACAACACCUCGAUGGCGUGGAGCUCAACACGGACAUUGUCUUUGCGAUGCAGGAGCUCUGCGCGUACGAGACGGUGGCAAUCGGGUACUCGCAGUUCUGCGACCUAUUUACGGAGGAGGAAUGGAAGGGCUUCGAAUACACCGUCGACUUAGACUUCUGGUACGAAGUCGGACCAGGAAGCCCGAUAGGCUCAGCGUGGGGCAUCGGGUACGUCCAGGAGCUGGUGGCGCGCUUGACGCAGACCCCGCUCACGGUGUUCGAUACGACGACGAACGGCACGUUGGACGGAAAUAACGUAACGUUCCCGCUGGACCAGCCAAUCUACAUGGACGCGACGCACGACUCAAUUUUUGCAAGCAUCGCCAUUGCAAUGAAUUUCACGACGAUGGCGGCGAGCGGGCCUCUUCCCGUGGACCACAUGCCCCUUGACUACCAAAUCGCGCCGUUCGCGGCACAUAUGGAGGGGCAGGUCAUGACGUGCCCCACGUCGAACUCGACGUCCGCAUCGAGGGACAAGUACAUCCGGUUCGUGCUGAACGACGGCGUGGUGCCGCUCACGGGCAUUGCUCACUGCGCGACGCCGAACAAGGAUGGACUGUGCCUCUUCGAUAACUUUGUCGCGGGGAUGAAGCAGCGCAUCGAGGAGGUGAACUUCCAGUACGACUGCUUCGCGAACUAUUCGGUGCCGUACCCAGACGAGCUGACGAACGGGCGGAUGUGGGUGUGA
Messenger RNA from Postia placenta MAD-698-R-SB12, 1605 nucleotides. RefSeq lists its product as hypothetical. Lineage: Eukaryota; Fungi; Basidiomycota; Agaricomycetes; Polyporales; Adustoporiaceae. The coding region runs from base 1 to 1605 and encodes 534 amino acids. The transcript has 8 exons. Gene Ontology annotation, molecular function: acid phosphatase activity. The record is from RefSeq and is a predicted model, not a curated record.